Salvia miltiorrhiza (redroot sage) is the source of this 1127-nucleotide messenger RNA. RefSeq names its product aquaporin TIP2-1. Gene Ontology annotation, biological process: transmembrane transport; water transport. The transcript is spliced from 3 exons. Lineage: Eukaryota; Viridiplantae; Streptophyta; Magnoliopsida; Lamiales; Lamiaceae. The record is from RefSeq and is a predicted model, not a curated record. The coding region runs from base 195 to 941 and encodes 248 amino acids. Gene Ontology annotation, cellular component: membrane. Gene Ontology annotation, molecular function: water channel activity.
GACAACUACUCAUCAUGAAACUGAAUUAAAAAAUAAUUAUAUAUAUCACAAAUGCACCCAAAAAAUCAAACUAUAUGUGGGAUUCUUAGUAUAUAAAUGUGACAUAGAAAGUGCCUUAAUUUGUACCUCAAAAACAAUUCUUCACUCUCUCUCUCUCUCUCUUUGUUCUUCUUAUUCUUCACAAGACAAAAAAAAUGCCGGGAAUCGCUUUCGGCCGAUUCGAUGACUCGUUCAGCUUCGCCUCAAUCAAGGCGUACAUCGCUGAGUUCAUCUCCACCAUGCUCUUCGUCUUCGCCGGCGUCGGCUCCGCCAUCGCUUACAAUAAGUUGACGUCGGAUGCCGCCCUCGACCCGGCGGGGCUGGUGGCGGUGGCAAUCGCCCACGGAUUCGCUCUCUUCGUAGCAGUUUCCAUCGGCGCCAACAUCUCCGGCGGCCACGUCAACCCCGCCGUCACCUUCGGAUUGGCCGUCGGCGGGCAGAUCACCAUCCUCACCGGGAUCUUCUAUUGGAUCGCUCAACUCUUGGGCGCCAUUGUCGCCUCUUUCUUGCUCUCCGUCGUUACCGGCGGUUUGGCAAUCCCAACUCACGGGUUGGCCGCCGGCGUGGGAGCCGUCCAAGGAGUCGUGAUGGAGAUAAUCAUCACGUUUGCAUUGGUGUACACCGUGUACGCCACCGCAGCAGAUCCCAAGAAGGGCUCAUUGGGCACAAUUGCGCCAAUUGCAAUUGGGUUCAUUGUGGGGGCCAAUAUUUUGGCGGCCGGCCCGUUCUCCGGCGGAUCCAUGAACCCGGCCCGAUCCUUCGGCCCGGCCGUGGCGAGCGGUGACUACGCCGGGAACUGGGUGUAUUGGGUGGGCCCGCUCAUCGGCGGCGGCCUGGCCGGGGCGGUGUACAGCAAUGUGUUCAUGCACCAUGAGCAUGCACCACUUUCUACCGAUUUCUAAGUCUGUACAAUUUGUUGGAUGAUUGAGUUCCGGUUUGUUUGAAGACCAAAAUGCAAAAUCCAUUUCUCUUUUCCUUUUUUACUUGUUGAAUUGCUUUGAAUGUCGAAAAUCCCUUUUAAUUUCUUGGUGAAAUGUUAAUUGCAUGCUUUCUCGAAUGAUUCCAUGGAUUUGGUUUUAUGGUCCCAA